Messenger RNA from Hermetia illucens (black soldier fly), 521 nucleotides. RefSeq lists its product as uncharacterized. The record is from RefSeq and is a predicted model, not a curated record. Lineage: Eukaryota; Metazoa; Arthropoda; Insecta; Diptera; Stratiomyidae. Bases 125 to 412 code for a protein of 95 amino acids. The transcript is spliced from 3 exons.
GCACAUUAUCUCCACUGUCUGUGCUUUAGUGAGAGACCAAACGAAACGAAACGCAGUUCUUUUCGCUUAAUUAAGUGGCUGAAGUUUUUAUAUUUGAUUUUCGCAUAAUUCGGGAUAAUCCAAAAUGAAGUUAUUCAAAAAAGGUGCAACUUACUUGGCGAUUGUUUUAGUUUUGAUCGCCUGCUUUGCCGAUGAGGCUGAAGGACGGAGAAGAGUUUUGCGUGGUCGCAGAACAAUAACACGUCAAUAUUUCCGACCUCUAGCGAUUCCUGGAUGGGCCAUCGUCAUCCUCGUAGCCAUCGCUGAGCUACUGAUUGGUGUAAUUGUCUACUUUGGAAUGCGGAAAUAUGUCCUUUCGGCGACAACAGAAACUACUAACACUUACCAGCCGGCACAUACAGAGGAAGUUUAAUUUAAUCGUUAAUUAAACCUACUUCAACCAAGUGUGCAUGUUCUCUUUAGAUUAAGCGAAACGAAACAAUGACGAAAGUGUACAAUAAUUAAAAGCAGUUUGUGCUGUA